Molecule: messenger RNA, 495 nt
Organism: Enterobius vermicularis (human pinworm)
Lineage: Eukaryota; Metazoa; Nematoda; Chromadorea; Rhabditida; Oxyuridae
Source: the annotation of a GenBank genome assembly
AUGAUCUAUCGAGCAGAUGCUUAUGUUGCCACAUUUGGAUAUAUUAUUUUUGGUGUUGUUGUAGCUAUUCCAAAUUUGUAUUUCUUUAUAAAACUUGUUAAAUGUAAGAAGCUAAGAUCGAAUUAUGGUCUUAUGGUGUUCCAGUUGUUCAUCAGUUUUGCAUGUGGUGUAGUUCUUGGUCUUAAAGGUACUGUUCGUACUGUUAAAAAUUUCCUGGACAUACUUGGAGAAAUUACUUCUUCAAAAACUUGUUUAUAUCAGUCAGUUACACCACUGGAGAUAUGGAUUUAUUUCCAAUUUGCAACUAUGUUGUUAGCAAACAGCAUAGACCGACUUCUGGUCGUUUGUGACCCGUUAUUCUAUUUCGCCAAUCGGUUACGGAUAGUUAUUUUAUUGGUAUCCUUGUCUAUAGGGUCGGCAACUAUUUUGAUGAUUGCUUUAUAUGUCACUGAACUUCAUUUACCUGAUCGAAAAACAGUAAAAAUGUGUCCGUAA